Messenger RNA from Panthera uncia (snow leopard), 2561 nucleotides. RefSeq names its product solute carrier family 12 member 8 (gene SLC12A8). Gene Ontology annotation, biological process: potassium ion import across plasma membrane; cell volume homeostasis; potassium ion homeostasis. The record is from RefSeq and is a predicted model, not a curated record. NCBI's taxonomy places the organism in Eukaryota, Metazoa, Chordata, Mammalia, Carnivora, Felidae. The coding region runs from base 40 to 2244 and encodes 734 amino acids. Gene Ontology annotation, molecular function: potassium:chloride symporter activity. Gene Ontology annotation, cellular component: membrane. The transcript is spliced from 12 exons.
UGUGCGCACAUUCACACCUGCCCUGGCAUACUAGGGUGGAUGUAUGUCAGAGCGGAGUUCUCCUACCCACCUCCUGUUCUACUUCCCUUCCCUUCCCCUUGCUGGCCCUCUGAAGCGCUGCAUGCUGAAUUCUGUGUGCUCUGUUUUCAGGGGACGCUGGCCCAGCCCCAGCCCUGGUGGAAGAGCCAGCUGUUUGUGUGGGAGCCAGUGCUGUUUGGGACCUGGGACGGUGUGUUCACAUCCUGUAUGAUCAACAUUUUUGGGGUUGUCCUUUUCCUGAGGACUGGCUGGUUAGUGGGAAAUACAGGAGUGCUCAUGGGCAUGUUUCUGGUGUCCUUCGUCAUCCUGGUGGCCCUCAUCACCGUGCUGUCUGGCAUCGGUGUUGGGGAGCACUGUGGUGUUGGCAGCGGUGGUGUCUACUCGAUGAUCUCCUCGGUCCUUGGUGGGCAGACCGGUGGCACGAUUGGGCUACUGUACGUGUUUGGACAGUGUGUCGCAGGGGCCAUGUACAUCACCGGCUUUGCUGAGUCCAUCUCCGAUUUGCUGAGCCUCAGGAGUAUCUGGGCCGUGCGAGGAAUUUCGGUGGCGGUGCAUCUGGCCUUGCUGGGGAUUAACCUAGCAGGUGUCAAAUGGAUAAUCCGCCUCCAGCUGCUGCUGCUGUUCCUGCUGGCCGUGUCCACACUGGACUUCGUGGUGGGCUCUUUCACACACCUGGACCCAGAGCACGGUUUUAUUGGGUAUUCACCAGAACUGCUACAGAACAACACUCUGCCAGAUUACAGCCCUGGAGAGUCUUUUUUCACUGUUUUUGGGGUGUUCUUCCCAGCGGCUACAGGAGUCAUGGCUGGUUUCAACAUGGGGGGUGACCUCAGGGAGCCCGCUGCCAGCAUCCCCCUGGGCUCCAUAGCAGCUGUUGGCAUCUCGUGGUUUCUGUACAUCGUAUUUGUCUUCCUGCUGGGCUCUGUCUGCACCCGAGAGGCCCUUCGCUAUGACUUCCUGAUAGCGGAAAAGGUGUCCCUGGUGGGCUUCCUGUUCCUUUUGGGCUUAUACAUCUCAUCUCUGGCCUCCUGUAUGGGAGGACUCUAUGGAGCCCCCCGGAUCCUGCAGUGCAUUGCCCAGGAGAAAGUGAUUCCCACACUGGCCUGUCUGGGGAAAGGGAAAGGGCCAAAUAAAACACCUAUAGCUGCCAUCUUCCUGACCAGCUUAGUGACCAUGGCCUUUGUCCUUGUGGGCCAGGUGAAUGUUCUAGCCCCCAUUGUCACCAUCAAUUUCAUGCUGACAUACAUUGCAGUGGACUACUCUUACUUCUCUCUGUCCAUGGGUCCCUGCAGCCUUCCCCAGGUGCCUGAGUCAGUGCACAGGGAGGGCACAGGAGCUCUCCACUGCUCUGAGCACCUGCUCUUGCAGAAGGCUCCCAGCUAUGGCUCUGAGGGCACUGCCCGAAACCUCUCUGAGGGGACUCUGCUAGAAUUCACCAAAGACAUGGAUCAACUCCUCCAGCUAACCAGGAAGCUUGAGAAUAGCCAACCGAGGCAAGGAGACAGUGACGGGAUCCCAGAAAGUAAGAAGGGGAAAAGCAAGAAGGCCACAAAGUCAACCUUACAAGAUAGCUUCCUUUUGGACCUCAAAUCCCCAGCUUCCUUAUCUGCUGAGGGCUCUGACAGAUUGCCUACUGCCUCAUGGGAGGGGCAGGAAGACUACUGGAACAAACAGAGUGCCAGGAGUGAAAGAGUUUGGUCUAGAGGAACAUGUGGAGAACAACUUGUCCCUGAGCCAAGUUACCAGCCUGGCCCAAGUGGAGAAGAGUUCUUCCUGAAGUCUAGGCUCCAGGACCAAGAUAUCCAGAGGAGACCAAUUUCUUUCUACACCCACAUGUGCAACCCCUGGGUCUCCCUGUUAGGGGCUGUUGGGUCCCUUCUCAUCAUGUUUGUGAUCCAGUGGGUCUAUACCCUCAUUAACAUGGGUGUUGCUGCCAUUGUGUAUUUCUAUAUCGGUCGGGCCAGUCCAGGGCUUCACCUUGGAUCAGCCUCCAACUUCAGCUUCCUCAGGUGGAUGAAGUCUCUUCUGAUCCCCUCCUGCAGGAGCUUGAGAUCUCCCCAAGAGCAGAUAAUUUUGGCGCCAUCCCUGGCUAGGGUUGACAUGGAAAUGACUCAGCUCACCCAGGAGAACGCAGACUUCGCUACUCAGGAUCGCUACCACCAUUCUUCCUUUGUGAGUCGGGAACAGCUGAUGUCUCAGUACUAGGGUACUGAGUGCUUAGUAGUAGGCAGCCCAAGGGCCCUCCUUUCUUGGAGCUGUCCUGUGCACAAUUGAUCUGGAUCUCAGAACCUUCAUGAUGCUGAUUCUCCUCAGUAAGAAACUCAAAGACCUGUCCUCCCACUGUUGUUCUGGAAAAUGGACAUCUGCACUCUGGUCUGGAGCACCACAUCUCACCAGGGUAACCACUGGAGUGGCUGUGGCCUCCUCAACAUGCACCCAGUGUGAAGAGCUCCACAACAAACAUCAAGACUUGUAGGUGUGGAGAGUCAGCCCAGGUUGCUUGUUCUGAAGGCCACAAUAAA